Messenger RNA from Naumovozyma castellii, 1089 nucleotides. RefSeq names its product NAD(P)-dependent alcohol dehydrogenase. The transcript has a single exon. Lineage: Eukaryota; Fungi; Ascomycota; Saccharomycetes; Saccharomycetales; Saccharomycetaceae. The record is from RefSeq and is a predicted model, not a curated record. The coding region runs from base 1 to 1089 and encodes 362 amino acids.
AUGUCAGAAGAAAAUUUAUUUCAUGGUAUAGCAGUACAAGACUACAAUGAUUGGAAAAAUCCCAAAAAGAUCCAAUUCAAAGCAAAAACUUUCAAUGACCACGAUAUUCAAAUCAAAGUAGAGUGUUGUGGUGUGUGUGGGUCAGAUAUUCAUGCAGCCUCAGGUCAUUGGGGUAACAUUCCCACGCCAUUGGUGGUAGGUCAUGAAAUUGUCGGAAGAGUCGUCAAGGUUGGGGACCGCUGUGAUAAUGGCUUAAAGGUUGGUGAUCGUGUUGGUGUCGGUGCUCAGGUAUUCUCUUGUUUGGAAUGUAAUCGUUGUAAGACUGAUAAUGAGUCUUAUUGUCCAAAAUGGGUUGCAACUUAUGGUGGUGAAUAUCCUGAUGGUUAUAUUUCUAAAGGUGGGUAUGCCGAUUUUGUAAGAGUUCAUGAACAUUUCGUAGUACCUAUUCCAGAAAACAUUCCCUCUGAAUAUGCAGCUCCUUUGCUUUGUGGGGGGUUAACAGUAUUUUCACCUUUGUUAAGAAAUGGUUGUGGUCCAGGUAAGAAAGUUGGGAUCGUUGGUAUUGGUGGUAUUGGUCAUCAAGGUGUGAUCUUUGCAAAUGCUAUGGGUGCUGAAGUAUAUGCCAUUUCCCGUACUUCUAAAAAGAAAGAUGAUGCUUUCAAAUUGGGAGCUCACCAUUUCAUUGCCACUAAGGAAGAGCCAGAUUGGGGGACCAAAUAUUAUGAUACUUUUGAUUUGAUUGUUGUUUGUGCAAACUCACUAACUGACAUUGAUUUUGAUGUUGUUCCACACACUAUGAAAAUUGGUGGAAGGAUUGUUUCUAUCUCCAUUCCUGAAAUGAGCCAAGUAUUGAAAUUGAAGCCAUUUGGCUUGAAGGGAGUUUCCAUUUCUAAUAGUCAUUUAGGUAGUAUCAAGGAAUUGAAAACUUUACUAAAGUUGGUAUCUGAAAAGAACUUAAGAAUUUGGAUUGAAACUAUCCCAAUUGGUGAAAAGGGUGUUCAUGAAGCUUUUGAUAGAAUGGACAAGGGUGACGUCAGGUACAGAUUUACCAUGGUGGAUUAUGACAAAGAGUUUAGCCAAAACCAAUAA